UUUAUUUCUCCUUCAUCACUACCAAGCACCUUCCGCUUACUUUCCUUUUUCUCUUUACAAAGAGUUUCUUAAUUGAUGUUAUUAAUUAACAGUUUAGUGUUAACCACAACUCUUGUGCAGCAGAUACAUACACUUCUUCAAACUUCAAACAUAUGGCAUCCGCCUCUUCUUCCACUUCAAUCCUACCACAACUAUCAUGCACCUAUCACGCGUUCUUGAGUUUCAGAGGAGAAGACACUCGCACAGGCUUCACUGGCCAUCUCUAUGCGGCCCUCAACAGGAAGGGAAUCACAACUUACAAAGAUGACAAAAACCUUCGCAAAGGCGAUGUUAUUUCAAAAGAACUCCUCAAAGCAAUUGAAGAGUCGAUGUUUGCAGUCAUCGUUUUCUCACCGGACUACGCUUCUUCGAGUUGGUGCUUGGAUGAGCUCCAAAAGAUCAUGGACUGCAACAACAAGGUGAGGCAACACAUCGUGCCGGUGUUCUACGGUGUGGAGCCUUGUGAUGUGAGACAUCAAAGAGGAACCUUUGAAAAAGCUUUCAAGAAACACGAACAGAGACAUGACAGUGAGAAGGUCAAAAGAUGGAGAAAUGCACUAACACAAGUUGCUGCUCAUUCUGGUUGGACCUCCAAAAAUCAAGACGAAGCAGUACUUGUGGAAAAUAUUGCUCAACAUAUAUUUGAAAUAUUGAUUCCUAAGUUGCCAUCUUCAAUGAAGAAUCUUGUGGGGAUUAAAUCAAGAGUGGAACAAGUGAUUACUCUCAUAGGCCUUGGAUUGAAUGAUGUUCGCUUUAUAGCCAUAUGGGGAAUGGGCGGCAUGGGUAAGACCACUAUUGCUAGAGCUGUCUUUGAAACCAUUCGAAGUAGCUUUGAAGUUACUUGCUUUCUUGCCGAUGUAAGGGAGCAAUGUGCGAAAAAAGAUAUUACUCACAUACAAAAGCAACUUCUUGAACAAAUGAAUAUAAGUUCAAAUGCUGUUUAUAACAAGUAUGAGGGGAGGAAAAUAAUUCAAAACUCUUUACGUCUCAAAAAGGUACUUCUUGUUCUUGAUGAUGUAAAUCAUGAAAAACAAUUAGAGGAUUUGGCUGGGGAGCAAGAUUGGUUUGGUCCUGGGAGCAGAAUAUUAAUUACAACUAGAGACGUAGAGGUGCUAAAGGGACCAGAGGUGCAUGAAACUUAUAAGGUUGAAGGGUUAGUGGAAAGUGAAGCCUUUAACCUCUUUUGUCUGAAAGCCUUUAAACAGGAGGAGCCUACAGAAGGGUUUUUGGAUUUGUCUGAAGAAGUGGUCAAGUACAGUGGUGGUCUUCCAUUGGCACUUAAAGUAUUGGGUUCCUAUCUUAAUGGUAGACCUAUUGCGGUUUGGCAUAGUGCUAUUGAAAAAAUAAAGAAGUCUUCACAUUCUGAAAUUAUUGAUGCAUUGAAAAUAAGCUAUGAGGGUUUAGAUGAUAUGGAAAAGAAUAUUUUUCUAGAUAUUGCUUGUUUCUUUAAAGGAUAUCAGAAAGAUGAUGUAACAAGGAUAUUAGAAGGAUGUGGUUAUCAGGCUGAAAUUGGUCUUGAUAUUUUAAUUAACAGAUCAUUGGUCACAUUACAUUGGGAUAUGUUUAGGGAGGUUAUUAUUUUAGGGAUGCAUGAUCUACUUGAAGAAAUGGGCAAAUUUAUUGUAAUUCAAGAAUCUCCAAAUGAUGCUAGUAAGCAUAGCAGAUUGUGGUGUUACGAGGAUGUUGAUUUUGUACUUACUCAAAAGAAGAAAACUAAAGCAACUCAUGGCAUCGUUCUACAUAAGUGGUAUAGCGAGACUGAAGUGAAUCAGAGAGAUUUAUCUUUCUCAAAAAUGUGCCAGUUAAAGCUUCUCAUUUUAGAUGGCGUCACAGCUCCCAUUCUGUGCGAUAUUCCUUGUGCAUUAAAGGUAUUUCACUGGAGAUUUUAUCCACUGAAAACUUUGCCCCUUACAGAUCAUCAACGCUAUGAACUUGUUGAAAUUGAUCUGUCUUAUAGCAAAAUUGUAGAGUUAUGGGAUGGAAAGAAGUUUCUAGAAAAGUUAGAGCACUUGAAUCUGGUCGGGUGCAAACAGUUGAAGCAAACGCCAGAUCUUUCUAAGGCUUCCAAUAUUAAAGAACUUGAUCCUAGGGAAUGCAAGGAGCUGGAUCAUAUUCCCCCGUCUCUCGCACAACACAAAAGGCUUGUUGAAUUGAAUUUACGAUAUUGUGAGAGACUUGAAACACUUGGAGAAAAAUUGGAGAUGAGUUCACUCGAGAUACUAGAUCUAACUGACUGCAGUAGUUUGAGAAGACUGCCAGAUCUUUCUGGGGCUCCCAAUCUUAAAAAACUUGAUCUCUUGGCGUGCGAGGAGCUGGAUUAUAUUCACCCGUCUCUCGCACACGACAAGAGCCUUGUUGAAUUGAAUUUAGGAUAUUGUGAGAGUCUUAAAACACUUGGAGAUAAAUUGGAGAUGAGUUCACUCGAGAAACUAGAUCUAAGGUGCUGCAGUAGUUUGAGAAGACUGCCAGAAUUUGGGGAAUGCAUGAAACAGUUAUCGAUUCUUAAUCUGAAAGGUACAGGUAUAGAAGAGCUACCCCCGACGCUUGGAAAUUUGGCUGGCGUGUCUGAGUUGGACUUAACUGGAUGCAGCAAGAUUACUGGUCUUCUCUUAUCACUUUCAUUAGGAUGUUUCGUUGGCCUUAAAAAGUUGUUGUUAGGUGGUCUUCCACGGAAAACUGAUGGGUUAGAGUUCCUCACAGUCAGUGCUGAUUAUGAUGAUUCUGACAGCUCAUCUUUGAGUAGCCUGGCCCUUUCCUCCGAUAUUGGCUCAUCUAGAGAAGAGUCGACCCUUUCCUAUGAUAUUCGCCACUUAGCGUCCUUGACGGAUUUGGAUUUAGGUGAGAGCAGUUUUUUAAGAGUUCCAAUAAGUAUCCAUCAACUUCCCAGACUUACACGUCUGAAGCUAUCUCGUUGCUCUAAAUUGAAGGUUUUACCAGAGCUUCCAUCAAGUCUAAGAGAAUUAAACGCACAGGGUUGUUAUUCACUGGACGCAUCCAACGUUGAUGAUGUUAUAUCAAAAGGCGUGUUGUGGCUUUGCAGAAUCAGCUAGCCAAGAUCGUGAAGAUGUCUUGCAAAUGUUGAUCCCUAGGAAGGAAAUUCCAGCAUGGUUUGAGCAUCAGGAACAAGAUAACGGAGUAUCAGUCUCAUUCCCGCUUAAUUGCCCUUCAACUG
This is a messenger RNA of Arachis duranensis, 3211 nucleotides long. RefSeq names its product disease resistance protein Roq1. Gene Ontology annotation, molecular function: ADP binding. Lineage: Eukaryota; Viridiplantae; Streptophyta; Magnoliopsida; Fabales; Fabaceae. The record is from RefSeq and is a predicted model, not a curated record. Gene Ontology annotation, biological process: defense response; signal transduction.